Fopius arisanus is the source of this 6472-nucleotide messenger RNA. RefSeq names its product adenylyl cyclase 78C (gene Adcy8). Gene Ontology annotation, molecular function: adenylate cyclase activity. Gene Ontology annotation, biological process: cAMP biosynthetic process; intracellular signal transduction; adenylate cyclase-activating G protein-coupled receptor signaling pathway. Bases 697 to 4608 code for a protein of 1303 amino acids. The transcript is spliced from 12 exons. Gene Ontology annotation, cellular component: plasma membrane. NCBI's taxonomy places the organism in Eukaryota, Metazoa, Arthropoda, Insecta, Hymenoptera, Braconidae. The record is from RefSeq and is a predicted model, not a curated record.
UCGGUUAAAAAGGUAAACCAAGAGGCGAGUAAACAAACCCUAUCCCCAACCCACCGCCAAUAAAAAAAAAUAUAAAUAACAACAACAAUUGGAUAACACCCAACUAAUUACCCCGAAUUAUCGAUAAUUACAAGUUUUAGAGGAAAUAAUCUGGGAGAUUGGAUCCACCAUCAGGAAUAUACCAUUGGAUUAAUACCUAUUGGAUCGUCAUUAUAAUCAGACUAAUCGAUUGAUUGAUUAAAUCGAUGUAAAAAUGCUUGGGCUUCUGUGGCUAAAUUGGUGUUGCUUCGAAUGUCACUGAACUCGUCUACUUGUUGCUUCAUUACACUCGCCAUUCAACGGUCAUGAAGUAAUGAGCAACGACUAUUUUGUGACAGUUUAAAUAAUCUUGGAUAUGGUGUGCCACAAUACAGCCCUAUCAUCAAAAUUCUUCGUUAGUUCCAGGUGAAAUAAAUUAUUGUCGAGGAAAUUAUUUUUCGGCAUUGAUAAUCAUCAGGCGGAGAGAUUAUGUCUCGUUAUUCAGUACAUGACAAAUUGUGGAUGGCAAUGUGAGAGAGCCUGUUCAGGGGAUAAAUUUUAUUUUUCAUUUUAUUUGGAUAAACUAAAUUGAGGGGAGGUUGAGGGGUACUCUGGGGCAUUAUCGUCAUCGAGAGAUAAUGAUUACAGAACAGACGUGGACCAUGAUGCUGGAACCCGAUGUACCAAGCUGCAAUGAUCCACGAAAAUUUUAGAUUACGGAUAUCACCGACGAAGCAUUUAUGGAUCAAGGCAGUGAAAAAGCUUACGUCGGAGAGGCUCGGUCGAGAGGGUCUGGCAGCAUGGGGUAGUUUAGCAGCAGCAGCAGCCCAGCCCCAAGAGGAUUCAGAUCUACCGGACAUCGAGGAAGAGGAACCCCAAGGUGAAAUAACGAUCGUCGUUGCACCUCCGGAAGUUCUCCUCGAGGAGAAACAGGAGAAAGAGGAAGAGCCGCCAGUUCAACCAGAUGUUUUUAAGAAGGGCCUGUUGUACAAAGGAAUUUUCUGUCCAUCGUUAACCACCAGUUUUCACAGCUCUAGUUUAGAGAAAUCUUAUUUUCAGUAUUCGAGUCGUCAGAGGCAGAAGUCGUUGAUCAUGUUGAAUGUCGUUGAUCUUGGUUUGAAGAUAGCUCUGAUAUCAAUCUGGAUAUCCCGGAGAACGGAGAAGAGCAGUGGCCUGAUAGAAACCCUGUCUUGGGUGUCAUGCUGCAUGCUAGCAAAUCUUGUUGUCUGCAUCCUAGGCCUCUGGCGUUGGUUCUCCAACAAUUACCUCUACUGGGCAUCUAUAUUUACCUGGCUGUUAAUAAACACUCAAGGUUUCGUCGUUGCUGGACUGAAUUUUUAUUCACAGCAGAGGAUGAUGUGGUACAUUCUUUUUGUUGUUUAUGCACCUUAUGCAAUGUUGCCACUGCCUCUGAGGUGGUGUGUCGUCGCUGGAUCUGGGACUGUCCUCACCCACAUGAUUAUGACAAUUGCUACAAUUUUUUUGAACCAGAAACACCUUCAAGAUUUAAUGUGCAUCCUUCGAAUGUUAACGACAAAUAUUCUUCUGUACAUUGCUGUGAACCUCGUGGGAAUGUAUACAAAAUAUCUGACGGAUAGAGGUCAACGUCAGGCUUUCCUGGAGACCCACAGGUCCAUGGAGACUAGACAACGGACCCAAAAUGAAAAUAAUAGACAGGAGAAACUUUUACUUUCUGUUCUUCCAGACUUUGUCGCCAAGGAGAUGAUCAGGGACAUCGCCAGGGAGACAGCCAGUGGAGGAACUUUUUCCUUUACUCCCAAUCAGUUUCACAGGAUUUAUCUUCACAGAUAUGAAAAUGUCAGCAUUUUGUUUGCUGAUAUCAAGGGAUUCACAGCACUGGCGAGCCAAUGCAGUGCACAGGAGCUGGUGAAGGUUCUUAACAGUCUCUUCGCUCGUUUCGACAAAUUGUCGUCUGAAAAUCAUUGCCUGAGGAUAAAACUCCUGGGGGAUUGUUACUACUGCGUCUCGGGAUUGCCAACAGCGAGGAGUGAUCAUGCCCACUGCUGUGUCGAGAUGGGUCUUGAGAUGAUCAAGGCUAUCAGAGAUGUUCGAUAUGCUCAGAAGGUGGAUUUGGAUAUGAGGAUCGGAAUUCACAGCGGUUCUGUAUUGUGUGGAGUCCUGGGUCUGAGGAAAUGGCAGUUUGACGUCUGGAGUUACGACGUCACCCUCGCGAAUCAUCUAGAAAGCGGGGGGAUUCCCGGACGUGUCCACAUAUCAGCUGAUACUCUGGCGUGUCUCAAUGAAGUUUACGACGUGGAGCCUGGCAACGGUAUGGACAGGGACAAUUACUUGAAAGACCGAAAUGUCGUCACGUACUUGAUCAAACAGCUGGAGCCCCUGAGGUCUAGACGAAGACCAUCAGCGAAGCCCAAAGUCUGGGCUGAUGACGAGACUGGAAAUAAAUCCAAGAAGAGCUUUAAACUGUCAAAUCCAUUGUCCUCGACAUGCAACAGCACAAACACCUCUAAAGAUGAAGAGGAUGUUGGAGUUGAUUGGAUACCGGAAAUCCCAUUUGAAAAUCUGAACAGUGCGAAUUCCAUGAGCAACUUGGAGACUGAAUAUCUUGAAGACGAUGAGGAUGAAGAAGGUGGUGAAAAAAGACCCGGUGGUCUCGAAACCGCGAGCAACAGGAGAAUGAGAUUAGCAAAUAUAAACCCUUGGACCCUGCGCUACAACGACGACAGUCUAGAGUCUAAAUUUGGCCAGCUCCGAGAGGACAUGUUCAAAUCCAACAUGACCUGCUGCGUCGUCAUUUGGAUAUUCAUCGCUGUUUGUCAGGCAGUAAUUGUUUCAGAUUGCAUAAUUCUCUGGGGAUCUCUUCUGUUCACUUCCCUCAUCUUCAUCGUGUGUUCCGUCCUGGUGAUGGCAGAGGAGUUCAAGACCUUGCCAGAGUACCUGCAGCACGCGUCCUCGAUGCUAGUCCACAAUAAGUUGCACAGAACGGUUUUUACCUGCAGCCUGAUAAUGCUGAUGGCAAUGACAUCCGUCGUUGGGGUCCUGGCAUGCCCCUCAGGGCGUUAUCCACCCCCAGAGCUCCCCAUAAUCAAUGAAUUACGAGGAAAAACAACAGAAGUUCCAGCAGAAGUUCCAACAGAAGUUCCAGCAACCCCUACAACCGCCCCAGGCAUUAAUGGUCUCAUCGUCAAGUUCCUGGAGGCAGCCCUGGAGGACGAGCCGAGUCCGGGGGGUUUGAGGGACCCGUCAAAAGCCUCGAACUUCUCCCAAGGGAUGAGGGAUCCUGGAAAUGUCGUCUCAGGGCACCGAAAACAGGAGAUAUUCAGGUAUUAUCGACACGACUCUCACCCUGGAGGCAGGAGACACUACAGGAGAUUCAUCCCCAGACACCAGGGACAUUUAACCUCCAAGAGGAGCCUUUCCAUCCUGGAGACAGGGGAAAAUCCCUCGGAGGCAGUUGUCCUCUUAGAGAACGAGUGGAGGAGCUGUCUUCAACCUGAAUACAUCGUUUUCACUUGGAUCCUCUGCUUGAUUGCUCUAGCUUCCGCUCUGAAACUUUAUUACCUGGUGAAGACUGCCCUGGCCUCCAUGAUUGUCGUUAUGUACGCCGUUUUAAUUCUCUUCUGGCAUGAGGAACUCUUCAUGACACCUGAGGACAGUGACGAAGCAGCGAUUCCGCUGUCUGCACAGAUGCUGAUACUUCUCGUUGUCUUUCUGGUGGUUGUGACGUACCAUGGGAGACUGGUGGAGGUGACCUCGAGGUUGGAUUUCUUGUGGAAACAACAAGCCGAGAGGGAGCUUGGGGAUAUGGUUGAGUCCAAGCACAAUAAUAUGCAAUUGCUGAAAAAUAUUCUGCCUGAUCAUGUCGCCCAUCAUUUCUUGACUACUGAACGACCACCUGAGGAAUUGUAUUCUCAACAGAGGGAAAGGGUUGGGGUUAUGUUCGCUAGUGUUCCCAAUUUUACUGAAUUCUACUCUGAAGAUGUCAACAAGGGGAUGGAGUGCAUCAGAUUGCUCAAUGAAAUUAUCGCUGAUUUUGACGAACUUCUGGAUGAAGCUCCAUUUCACUGCAUCGAGAAAAUCAAAACUGUUGGAGCUACUUACAUGGCUGCAUCUGGUCUCAAUCCACGUCAGAGUGAUCAAUCAAAAGAUGAUAGAGAUCAUCUCUGCAGGCUAGUGGAUUACGCAGUGGCGAUGCGUCUUCGUCUGGAAGACGUGAACAUUCAUUCCUUCAACAACUUCGAUCUUCGAGUGGGGAUCAGCUGUGGUCCUCUGGUGGGUGGAGUAAUUGGUGCUCGGAAGCCAGUCUACGAUAUCUGGGGGAAUACUGUCAACGAGGCCUCCAGGAUGGACUCGACUGGGGUUAUGGGCAAGAUCCAAGUGCCCAAGGAAACCGCCAAAUUCUUGGAGACACGGGGAUAUCAAACCCAAAAAAGGGGAUUGAUUGAGGUGAAGGGAAAAGGCACGAUGGAGACUUAUUUCGUCUUGGGAAGGGACACUCUUCAGCCUGAGGGACCUCCAAGGGGUCGCAGCAGCUGUAGAAGUCUUGCUGCCGUUGUCUAUGGGGUUGUACAAGCGAGGAGAAAACAAAUGUCAUUAAUCACGAGAACAUAAAUAUUGUAAUUAGGCUCGGGAAAUCAUUGGGGAAGACUUUCAAGUGAAAUUUAAAAGAUACUCGUGAAUAUCUCGGAAUCCACCAGGAACAGCGAAAUUUUUUACUAGACCUUUUUUGUAGAUAGAGAGUGGAACUAUUUAAAUGGUCCAAUAAAGAUUUCGCUGUAUCUUAUAGGUCUCGAGAUAUUCCCAGAAAACCCAUGUUCGAAAGUGGAAAUGACUUAUUGUGUUUACUACUUCGGGUCAGUUUUUGAUGAAUAUUUCGUAAUUUAAUGGAGGUAGAGAAAUUUUUAUUGGAAGUUUUUUGUAGAGCCGAGUUGGAGCUACAAAAAAGUUGCAAUGAAGAAUUCACUGUCUCCUCUAGAUGCCGAGAUAUUUGUAAAAAUCCAAGAGUUAGAAAGUUAGCGUUAUGGAUUUUUGUAAAUAAAAUAUAUCUUUGAUAGAUAAAUGCGGAGAAAUAAAUGUACAUAAAUUAAUUGAUGAGUAAACGAUAGAAUAGGACAGUUAUCGUCAAUCAAUAUUUUUUAAAUAAAUAGGUAAAAUAGAAUGAAUUAAUCAUCAAGAAUUGAUGGUAAAACGUGAUAAUUCCGGUGGAUCUGCAAUAAAGAUAAUUAUGAAAGAAUAAAAUAAAAACAAAUAAGCAACUGAUGAGCUUUAACCGUUAUAUUACAUCGUAAUGGUAAAACACAAUAUUAAUUGCAAUAAUAGAUCUCCACAAUCUCCCUCGAAAAAAUCGAGAAAACUCAAUAAAAAAAAAAAGAAAAGUUUCUCUUCAAUCCACGAAUGGAGAAUUAAUUGUAAUAAUUAAUCAAUUAGCGUCACUAAUGGUAUUGAUAAGGCUAGCUACAGUGCAGUUUUAUCGUCUUAAAUAAUCUACUGUACAGUUUCACAACAAAUCCAAGUACUAAUUUACAUGAAUUAUCUUGAAUUGAGAAGUAAUGCAAAACUUUUAUUACUUUUAUUUGAUAAAAAUGAAGAUAAUCGACGAUUUUUAUUAUUUAAAUCUUCGCUGAGUCGAGGCUGUUUGUCAUAAAAAUCUUCAUUUCAGUUGUUCUCUUAUGUAUAAAGGCACUGUACACAUGAACAUUAUAUACAUAAAAGAGCCCGAGGGCUGUCAAGAGUUGUAUGAAAAGUACUGAUUUUCUCCUCCUUUCCUAGAUAAAUUUCAAUUGUUUACUUUAAUUAUUCAAUCGAAACAGUAAAACGUAGUCUUGAAAAAUAUUCCAGUGAUUUUUCUAGUCGUUUCUUUUUUAUAAUUCAUUCUUUAUUUUAGGUCUUGACUCUCGCUUUAGUGAAGAUAUUCAAGUGAAAAACAUUUUUCAAGAUUUUUUCUAAUAGAGUAAUUCCUGUUUUGUCUUCAAUAAAAAUUAAAAGAAAAGUUUUCAUUUCAAAAAAUGAAAUUACACACUUUAUGUUGACAUCUGCCAAUUACUGUAAUUUAUGAAAAUUUGUCGAUUUUUUCUCGAGAAAAAUCCUAGAAUAGAAGAUUUCACUUGAAAAUCCUCAAUCUCCCUCAAGAUUAUAUUUUUGCUCUUGGAGUUGUCCCCAGUGCUUCCAGCAUUGCUUUAUGUCAAUUGUGGGAGUCAUAAAACAUCUUGGUAACUAGAAUUAAUUGCUCAACGCUUAGAAUAACGUGGGUUGACUCCAGAGCUGUUCUUUCACAUUAUAAAAUCAUCUCACUUUCUUUUUUUCUCUUCUAGGUGGGAAAAACUCGUGUAUCACAAUUUGGCAGUGUUGUUUCUUGUUUUUUUUUUAUUCUCGAUAAUUAUCGAUGACCGUAGCUUCGUGAUUAAUCCAUCGAUUUGAGUUACAAGUAUGAGGUUCUAGGGCCCUGCUAGUUUCAUCUAUAAUUAAUUGAGUGAAU